Nelumbo nucifera (sacred lotus) is the source of this 1281-nucleotide messenger RNA. Its product is annotated as heavy metal-associated isoprenylated plant protein 39-like. Gene Ontology annotation, molecular function: metal ion binding. NCBI's taxonomy places the organism in Eukaryota, Viridiplantae, Streptophyta, Magnoliopsida, Proteales, Nelumbonaceae. The record is from RefSeq and is a predicted model, not a curated record.
CUGAAUGUGCUCGCAUGAAUCAGCUUUGCCGCAGCUAGCUUUUCCCCGAGAGCAUCCUUCUCAUGAAUGAAAUUAACAGACAGGAUGGAUUUGUUUUUUUAUUUUUUAUUUUUUUCUUUUGACAGGAAUGGAUUUGUUUAGCUAAGAGGAAGAGGGUGAUCCUAUGACUAUGAGUGUGCUCUCAUGGCGAUACCCUCCUUUACAGAGAAUUAAGUUCUCAAUCCAUAUUCCAUGCAUGUUGGGACGCACAUCCAAUGAACGUUGUAAGAUUGGGAUUGGACCGCACAGUUGAAUCGAUGACCUGACAACCCAAUGGAUUUUUUUUCGGUCCCGGUUAAAUUACGGUGUUCAUGAUUUGAAGCGGUUAUUCCAUCCACGACCACGAGCUUACAGUCCCAGUCGGAACGAGAGAGAGAGAGAGAGAGAGAGAAAAUCUAAAAAGGUCAUACAGAAUACCGAGAUAACUCCACUCCUUUGGAAGGGAAGUGGAGUGGUGGGCCAGCGAGGUCUGAAUCUGAGACUUCGACUUCUCCCGCUGUUUUCAGCUAUAUAAUACAGGGAUACAGGGAGACCAAAAACCUCUUGCUCGGUUCUUGCCCUCCCUUAAAGAACCACAAGAAUUCACGCCAUUUGCAACUAAAUUGUUUGAGAGGUUCAAUCCCCUUUUUCCUUUAAUUUUCUGUUUGGAUCUGAUACGAUACUAUAUUCUCUGGAUUCCGCAAAUGGUACAGCAAAAGGUAGUCCUCAAGGUCAUGACCAUGACCGAUGCCAAGACGAAGCAGAAAGCUAUGGAAGCUGUGGCUAGCAUCUUCGGUAUUGAUUCGAUUGCAGCUGAUCUAAAGGCUCAACAGAUAACCGUAAUAGGGGAAAUGGACACGAUCGCAAUUGCCAAAAAGUUGAAGAAAUUUGGGAAAGUGGAUAUAGUAUCAGUUGGGCCAGCUAAAGAGGAAAAGAAAGAAGAGAAGAAGGAAGAGAAGAAAGAAGAAAAGAAGGAAGAGAAGAAGGAAGAGAAGAAAGAAGAGAAGCCGGAGGAAAAGAAAGAGGAGAAGAAAUAAAAUUUUGAGGAGAGCAAAUACAAGAUACAAUAUGGUAACAUUUUUUAACAUAUUUUGGUUAUUGGAGGGGGAGGUGUUAUUUCUUUUCUCUUCUCCUUCUUCGUUUUCUUGUUGUAUUUUAAUUGUGAAAAAUAAAUAAAUAAAUAUACAAUUAUACCGUACUAGGGGCAGUAGAGCAUAUCAUCAAUUUGAUUUGUUUUGAGAUCGUUUUAUUCUGAUCGAGAGA